Cloeon dipterum is the source of this 2543-nucleotide messenger RNA. It is a transcript of the gene bur, whose product is annotated as GMP synthase burgundy. Lineage: Eukaryota; Metazoa; Arthropoda; Insecta; Ephemeroptera; Baetidae. Gene Ontology annotation, biological process: GMP biosynthetic process. The coding region runs from base 135 to 2222 and encodes 695 amino acids. Gene Ontology annotation, molecular function: GMP synthase (glutamine-hydrolyzing) activity; GMP synthase activity; ATP binding. Gene Ontology annotation, cellular component: cytosol. The transcript is spliced from 13 exons. The record is from RefSeq and is a predicted model, not a curated record.
UCGGUCCUGUUGAGUCAAGGCUUCUUUGCUUUGUCAUUACUCUUGGCUCGCGUCGAAAUUUCAGUGUGGCCAAAGUGAAGUGGAAAUACAUUCUGCUCUGUUUUGGCUGCCAAUAGACUGCUGCUGGCUAAUUAAUGGCCUGGUGCUGUUUUCCAAGCAUGCACAACACGAGUCCCGAAACGCGAACCAAUGGAGCCCUGGCCAGCGGGGUCAGCGAGAGGGUGGCCAUUCUGGACGCGGGGGCGCAGUACGGCAAGGUCAUCGACAGGAAGGUGCGCGAGCUGCAGGUCGAGAGCGAGUUGCUGCCGCUCGACACUCCCGCCUUCACCAUCAAGGAGAAGGGAUACAAGGCCGUCAUCAUUUCUGGUGGGCCGAACUCGGUCUAUGCCGAGGAUGCGCCUAGGUACGAUGCUGACAUCUUCAGGAUAGGAGUGCCCGUCUUAGGAAUUUGCUAUGGCAUGCAGAUGCUUAACAAAGAGUUUGGCGGCCAAGUGGUGCGCAAAGAGGUCAGAGAAGAUGGUCAGUUCAGCAUUGACGUGGACGAAAAGUGCCUGCUCUUCAAGGGCCUCCAAAAGGAACAGCAAGUGUUGCUAACUCACGGAGACAGCAUUGACAAGGUGGCGGAACACUUCAGAGUGAUUUCCAUGUCUGGAUCCAUAGUAGCAGGGAUUUGCAACGACAAGAUGAGACUGUAUGGUGUCCAGUUCCAUCCAGAGGUGGACUUGACCCCGAACGGCCAGGCCAUGAUGAAGAAUUUCCUCAUGGACAUUGCCGGUCUGACUGGCAACUUCACCCUGCAGAGCAGAGAGGAGCAAUGCAUCAAGUACGUAAAAGACACCGUUGGAAACCACAAAGUUUUGUUGUUAUGUAGUGGCGGAGUUGACUCGACGGUGUGUGCGGCACUGUUGCACAAAGCUCUGAGAGACGAUCAAGUUAUCGCUGUGCACAUAGACAACGGCUUCAUGAGGAAGCAGGAGAGCCAAAAGGUGGAAGAGUCGCUCAGCAACCUGGGUCUAAAAUUGAGAACCGUAAACGCAGCUCAGAAGUUUGCGUAUGGUUCAACAGUCAUUCCAGCAGAUAAAAGGGAUCCUACCUCAAGGGCACACGUUACUAAAACGCUAAAUGCCACUAUCUCUCCGGAAGAGAAGAGAAAAAUCAUUGGAGAUAUGUUUGUCCAUCUUGCCAACGAAAUUAUCCAGGAGUUGAAUCUGCGUCCGGAAGACGUAUUCCUCGGGCAAGGCACCCUGAGACCUGACCUCAUCGAGUCGGCGUCCAUUCUGGCCAGCUCGAAAGCCGACGUGAUCAAGACCCACCACAACGACACUGAACUCGUGCGGCAGCUGAGAAGUGCUGGCCGUGUUGUCGAGCCGCUCAAAGACUUUCACAAAGACGAGGUGCGAAAUUUGGGUCGCGACCUCGGACUGCCCAACGACAUGGUCAUGCGGCACCCCUUCCCAGGGCCGGGCUUGGCCAUGCGUGUCCUGUGUGCCGAGGAACCGUACAUUGAAAAAGACUUUUCAGAGUCACAAGUUGUUGUCAAAAUUAUUGUCGAAUACAACCAGAUGCUGCAGAAGAAACACGCUCUUCUAAACAGAAUCGAAAAUGCGACGACUGAGGAAGAGAGGAAGCAACUGCUUCUCAUCUCGAGCAAGCUACAGCUGGCAGCUAUCCUUUUGCCUAUCCGAAGUGUCGGCGUUCAGGGUGAUAGUCGCAGCUAUAGUUACGUAGUGGGAAUUUCGUGUGACGGUCCCCCUGUUUGGGAGGACCUCAUGUUCCUCGCCAGAAUUAUCCCUAGGAUCUGUCACAACAUCAACCGUGUCUGCUACAUUUUCGGCAAGAUGGUGCGAGACCCCGUGCAAGAUGUGACCCCCACCUAUCUCACAACAAGCAUCAUUAGCACCAUCAGACAAGCAGACCAUAUUGCCAACCAGGUGCUGAUAAGCUCAGACUUCUACAGCCGAGUGAGUCAAAUGCCAGUGGUGCUAAUCCCCAUCCACUUUGACCGAGACUCGAUUGGACGAAUCCCGUCUUGCCAACACUCUAUUGUACUGCGACCAUUUUUGACUCAAGACUUUAUGACUGGUAUGCCGGCCACUCCUGGAAAGGAAAUUCCUGAAGAGGUGGUGAUGAGAAUGGCCAACGACGUACUGGCUGUACCUGGCAUUUCGCGUGUGCUCUACGACCUAACCUCAAAGCCACCCGGCACCACGGAAUGGGAGUGAGUGAGGAGUCAGUGACCGCAACACACUCUUUGUUGUUUGCUUAUUGUUGUGUGCCUCGACGAUGUGACUCUCGAGUGUUGUUCAACUUCGUUUUGGUGAUAUGUUAAAAAAAAGCAACGCCGCCACAGGACCAUAAGUAAAUGACUACAAAUUUUUCAUCAAACCGCAUCAAAAUACUACUUCUGUUAUAAAUCGGUUGCAAUUUUUUGCGAUACAUUGACCUCGGUUGGAUGAUUGUCUGGUAAUACUUUUUCUCUCCAGCAUCUUGAUUGAUGAUACUCUUAGUUACUUUUUAAAAUACAGUUUAUUAUUUGGCAUGAA